GCCCGCCAGUGUUCAAUCAUCAGCUCGCGCCGCCCUCCAAUCCGACGUCGAAACUCUCCCUCCGCUAUAUUUGGUCGCUUGAUGGAGGCGAGAUGGAUUCGAGCGAAACCCAAUAUCUCUUCAAAGAGACCCGCUUGAACCUCGAGCCUCCUGCGCCGGCCUCGGUCGUGACGAUCCGCGUGCCCUCUAAAAGCGGCGGCGGUCGACAGCAGCAGCAGCUGGCACUCGAGUCGUCUGCCGAAGAUGAAACGACAUUCAAGAUCAAGAACCUCGCGUCCGCAUCCUCGGUAUAUCACCGGAGAUGGCACGACACGCCCCGCAGCUUCCUGUGGAGGGUUCUCGAGGACGGCACGCUGCUGAGCAUCCGCGCCGCCGACGUGUGCAAGAAGGACAAGGCCCCCGAUGCGCCGCUGGUGUUGAAUUUCCACUUCGCUGUGCCGAUUCAGCAGGGCUGCGUGGCGUUUGCGGAUCCGGAGGAGCACGACGCGCUGUGCGUGUUCGUCCUAGAUCAGGCGUCGCGGCUGUACACGUUCACCCUGCGCCCCGACCUGUUCCGCAAGAAGACGGCUGUCGACGCCGGUCUGUCUGAGCUGGGCAAGGUGCAGUCCCCGGCCGGCUUGGGCUUCAAGACGGCGCACCGCCUCGUGGCCGUGUCGGCGGAUGUCCUGCUCGCCACAGUCAACGAUGGUGGCAUGAUUCGUUUCGACAAGUCGCGGACGGACGACACAUCUAGCGGACUAUGGAAGGAGUCAUUCUUCAACGUGCAAGGCUGGGCUCAGAACCUUCGCAGCUUGCUACCGUUCCAGGGCAAGCACACCAUCAGAUACGGCAAGGUCAAUAUGGAAUACAGUGCCGCAACGUCGCUGCAAGUCACUUCCUUCGGCCUCGAGGAUACCUUGUUCGCAAUCACAGUCUGCCUCGAUCAUCGAAUGCGCAUCUGGAACGUCAACGACGGGCAGAUUCUUUACACGGGAGACCUUCUGGACGUGGACCGGUCGCCGCAGGAAGUGGGCAAGUGGUCGAUCGAUCCCUCUCAGGCAAACCUGGUCCAAGUCGUUGGACGGCAUCGCGGUCAGCGGUUCUGCGCCACGUAUUCCCCAAUCGGCCCGGGAGAGUUCAAAUUCUGGAAGAUCAUCGCCAAGGAUGCGCACACUGUCAUGGUCGAGGACAUGUUCCCGAGGAACACUCUGCUGCCCCCAACGCCUUCGUCCUCGGAUAUUUGGACGCUCGCCGACUUCGUCCUAGCGUCCCCAACGGAAGGCGCCGUCAACGUCUGGACUCUUUGGAAAAACAACAUGACGUACAGAGUGCAACGCCUGGAGCUCGACAGGAAGAACAUGGGCCCCACCUGGGAGUCUGGAUGGGAGGGCGUCUAUGCCGAUACAACCACCAUUGCUGCUCAGACGUCGGGCCCAUGCGACUCGACCGAUGUUACAGAAAAGUGGCUUCAAGCGAUUUUGCAGCCCGGACGGUUCACAAAAGCAACACUGGAGACGGCCUUGUCCAUCUAUGAGCGGGGACUGGGCAAGCCCAAGGACAGCAGCAAGGGCAGAGGCCUCGCCGAGUCGAUUUGUUCCGUUCUGGGCUCUACGGCAUCCCUGGAACGCGGUCCUUCGGGUGCCAUGGACUACGAGCAGUUCCGGGCGUCGAGCGAAACUCAGUGGCGACGAUUCUACCGGCUUCUGAUCGAGCUCGACAGGCAACGAGGCGAGGCCAUCGGCCUGGCACUCGAUCCCGAGGCUGACAUGGUUUGGGUGGUGUGCACAGAUUUGCUUUCCGCGAUCACCGAGUGCAGCAACCUAGAACGACUACAUCAUAACCUUUCAAAGCCAGACGAAGACCAGGUCGACCAGGCGGCACUGGUCGGCGCCGCCUUGGCAUUCGUGGACGGAUUCUCCGAUAACUACGUGCAGCUCUGCACCGCGGUGCUACGGCAGGAAAUCUUUGAGGAGUCGUCCAAGACGGAUCUGGAGCGCAUCCAAUACUUUUCAGACAAGGCUGGCUUCUGGCGUGGCAUUACCGACGAGGACUGCGCACAGGUCGUGGACGCCCUGGGGACCAACUUUGGCGUUGUCACUGAUGAUCUCUACCGAUCCGUACUGGAUUUGAUUGCCGCGCCGCCAGAGGCGAAACGACGCCACCUACGACACCCGCUGACCGAGUUUGGCAAGAAGCUCGUCAUGAAAGGUGUUCAGGACAACAUUGAUCUCCAAUGGAAAGUGUGUUUCUCUCAACUCAUUCUCCUCGUUCACAUGGAGUUUGAAUUCGACACGGAGGAAGAGGCUCUGCACCACCGGGUCAGCAUCGGACCGGUAUAUCGCGAGCUCGUGAGCUCACUGAGGAGGCUGGAGCUGCUGAAGUGGCUCUCGCGAACAGAACUGUCUGUUCCGCUAUUCAAGGCGGAGAAGGGAGCGGCGCCCGUGCUCUCGAAGAAGGGCGGCGAGGAGUCCCAGGUUGUUACCGCGCUGGAAGCCAAUGUGGGACAUCUGCUCGGUUUUGGCAAUGUUAGGAAUGAGCCGCUGUCGUUCAGCAUCACCGAGCUCAUUGCGAACCUUUGCGCACCAGACAGCGACAUUGAGGUUUCCCCGACGCUGAUUCAAUGUUCACUUGUCAAGCAAGAAAGGGCCGACCUAGCUCUGAACCUGGCGCCCUUUUGCGACCAAAACCCAUUCUCCGUCUACAUCCAAGGACGAGUGUCGCUGGUUCUCAGGGACUUUGAGUCGGCGGCGAUCAACUUCAGAAAAGCUGCCAUUGGCAUGGCCACAGAGAACGUGCAGUCAGACCGUCACAGCUGCGGGUUGCUUGACGAUACAGAGUGGAACCUGCUCAACAACGGCCAGGCCAAGUACUACUCCCACAUUGUUGCGCUCUUUGAGGGACACCGAGCAUACGCCUACGUCCUUGAUUUCGCCCGGCUUGCGGUCCAGUUCCUGAAUGCCGGUAAGGGCAACGAGUCUACUCAUGCAGACAUGCUCAGUCGGCUGUUUAAUGCGGCCUUGGCCACUUCGCAGUUCGAGUUGGCGCAUACCAGCCUGCUGUCCAUGAAGAACGAGGCUCUCAAGCAUUCCAGCUUGCGAAAGCUCGUUGACAAGAUGUGCGAGACUUAUCACAGCCAUGAGCUGGUAUCGUUACCGUUCCCAGGGAUGCAACAGGAUGUGGAUACAAUACUCGCCCAGCGGUGUAGGAACACAAUGGAUGUGAUCAACGGGUUUCCUUACCAUCAAGUGCUGUACGCGUGGAGGAUGAAGCGCAGCAACUACCGCGGCGCGGCCUCGGUCAUCCUGGACCGGAUCCAGAAGCUGAGGCGCGCGGGCGAGGGAGACAAGGUUGACGGCGAAGACGUGCUCGACACGCCGGUCACCAGGCACUACCUGCUGCUCAUCAACGCGCUCAGCUGCGUGGAUGCCAAACAGGCUUGGAUCUUCGACGAGGGCGUCGAGCACAACGGGGAGGCCCCGAGACGGAGGGUGGUGUCGUUGGCGGACAUCCGGAAGCAGUACCAGGACGAGCUGGAUCGGAUUGCCGCGAUCCAGAAUAAUCAGUUUGGGUUCGAGGCUGGCGAUAUCAUGGAGAUUGCAUGAAGAAGGCAUCAGUGGAUGAAGGGGACUGACUGUAUUAUCACCGCAAAGGAGAGCUCAUUUGGAGAGGCUAGACGACGAGGGAAGGGCGGUUCAGAUACCUUGGGAACUCGGGCACAGGAUCAUGAUGGAGUAACGACGAUUUGGCACGUUUCUUUUUCUUAGAGAGAAAGAAUGUCUACGCUACAGCUUUGAACUAAACGACGCAGGAACUUGCCCAGCUCAAUGAUACCAAAAACGCCG
Purpureocillium takamizusanense is the source of this 3821-nucleotide messenger RNA. RefSeq lists its product as uncharacterized. Gene Ontology annotation, cellular component: nuclear pore. The record is from RefSeq and is a predicted model, not a curated record. Gene Ontology annotation, molecular function: structural constituent of nuclear pore. The transcript has 3 exons. NCBI's taxonomy places the organism in Eukaryota, Fungi, Ascomycota, Sordariomycetes, Hypocreales, Ophiocordycipitaceae. Bases 93 to 3581 code for a protein of 1162 amino acids.